CGUAGAAUGGGGAUACUUGCAAUGGUGGGGUAACUUGCAACAAAACUACAGGUAAAUAUAUUUUGUGUGUUGGCUACCAUGAUUCAGUUCGAUGUGUACAUGUUUCUAUUGCCAUUUGUUUACAAAUGUCUGUUGCAGCUUGUACAUGUUGUUUUAGGCGGUACUUAUUGUUUUGUGCAUUUGUUUUUCAUAAAUAAAUAUUAUUAUUGAAAAUCUGCAAAAAGUAACAUCUGGAAACUUCCUGUAGAAGUUCUUAGAAGUACACAUCUAAAGACAUUGUAAGGUUAUGGCCAGAAAACACAAGAAAGUUCCAGGACAUCGUAGUUAUGCCAAUUUUUCGAAGGAAAGCCUUUUAGCUGCAAUAGAAGAUGUAAAAACAAAAGGCCUUUCAUACAGACAAGCUGGUGAAAAGUAUGGAAUCACUGGAUCAACAAUCUACAGGGCGUUCAAAAAGAAGCACCCCAAAAGUUAUGGAAGACCUGCAGUGCUGACAGAAGAUGAAGAACGUAAGCUGGUUCAUGGGAUUUUAUUGGCGAGUGAUUGGGGGUUUCCAUUUGACAAGUUGGAUAUUUGUUUACUUGUUAAAAGCUUUUUAGAUAAUGAGGGGCGAACAGAACUUAGAUUUAAAAAAAAUAUGCCAGGUAGGGAUUGGUAUCUUUCUUUUAUAGGAAGGCACAAGAAAAUUCUGUCACCACGAUUUUGUCAGAACAUUACGAGAGCAAGGGCUGGUGUUAGCAGAGAAGUUCUAGAGAAAUAUUUUGCUAACUUACAGAUCUCUUUGCAUGGAGUAAAACCAAACAUGAUCGUCAAUUACGACGAAACCAAUAUGACAGAUGAUCCGCAAAGAGCAAAGGUGGUGGUUAGACGGGGGGCAAAGUACCCAGAACGUGUUAUGGAUCACUCCAAAGUUAGCGUUUCUGUGAUGUUCUCAGGAACAGCAUCAGGCAUUGUAUUACCACCCAUGAUUGUUUACAAGUCUGAGCACCUGUAUGAUACAUGGAUGGAGAACGGACCAAAGGGUACAAUAUACGGGUGCUCCAAAAGUGGGUGGUUUGAUGGUCACCUAUUUCAAAAAUGGUUUUGCAAUAUAGCAUUGCCCUAUUUCCGAUCUUGCGAUAAAGGAGGUGGAAAUUCUCCAAAAGUCUUGAUUGGGGACAAUCUUGCUAGCCAUCUGUCCAUGCCAGUCAUUGAAGAAUGCAGGAAACAUAACAUUAAAUUUGUUUUACUGCCACCAAACAGCACACAUAUUUGUCAGCCUCUCGAUGUAGCCUUUUUUCGUCCUCUGAAAAUUAAGUGGCGACAAACUCUUGCAGAGUUCAAAGCAAAGUACAAGGGGACAAUACCAAAAAAUUUAUUUCCCAGAUAUUUGAAUGCAACACUGGAAAAAUUGGAAAAUGCUUCGCAAAAUUUAUGCUCAGGGUUCAGAGCAACUGGCUUGUAUCCGUUCAAUCCGCAACAAGUUUUAAAUAAACUUCCAGCUGAGAAUGAAGAUUCCUCUGCCAACUCAACAGCAGAUGGCUCUUGGUCUGAAGCAUUCAUUGAGGUUCUGCGAGAAGCCCGAUUUGGCCAGUCAUCAGCCCCUCGAGUUCGCAAGAGAAGGGUUGUUAAUGUUAAUCCUGGUCUAAGUGUAAAUGGAAGUUUAGAAGAUACCAGCAUUGACCAGGACCCUUCUUCAACUUCAGCUCCUUCAACUACAGCUUCUUCAACUUUAGCUUCAACUUCAGCUCCUACAACUUCAGCUCCUACAACUUCAACUCCAUAUGCAAAGGCUAGAACAUGGUCCAAGUUUUCAUCAGAAUCUGUGGAUUUUGAAAUGACAGAUGUGCAUCAGAAUGCAGAAAGUGAACAUGAGACUGCGAACUUCUGUCUUAUCAAAACCGGUGACUUUUUAUUGGUGAAGUUAAUGUAUGAUAGCAGAUCAAAUAAGGCAGUUCAAAGGUUCUUUGUUGCUAAAGUCUUGGAAAAGAAUGAAUCUGUUGUUUAUUGUUCUUUUCUCCGUAAAAGUGCUAAGGCCGAAAAAGUAUUUCUCUUCCCAUCAGUGGAAGAUACCUUUAAUGUGAUGAAAGAAAACAUUGUGAAAAUAUUGAGAGAACCAAGAGUAGUACGAGGACGACAUAUUUUUACAGAGUAUUUUACUGAACAAAUUCAAUGAACUCACCUGAUUCAUAACAUGCAUUGUUAAUUUUUUUUUUAUGGGUUUACUGAUCAGUUUCUUGUGACAUUUGGUUUCUAUUUUAUUGCAUUUUUACUUAAAUAUAGUAUUUAAAUAUUCCAACUGUUGCAAGUAACCCCACAUAAGUGUUAACUUGUAAUUCCUAAAUGAUUUAGUAAGUGUUGCAAGUUACCCCACUGAUGGGGUUACUUGCAACAGCUAUAUUUUGUCAUUAUUCGUGAAAACUAUUUUGGGUAAAAACAUUUUGUGCAUAUCAUUGUAUUCUACAUGCAUAUAUUAUGUACCAUGUCUAUAUUUAUCCCAUUAACAUGAGUCUGGCAUAGUGUAAUAUAUUGUUGAAUUCAUUCUCUGUUGCAAGUAUCCCCAU
This is a messenger RNA of Bacillus rossius redtenbacheri, 2540 nucleotides long. RefSeq lists its product as uncharacterized. NCBI's taxonomy places the organism in Eukaryota, Metazoa, Arthropoda, Insecta, Phasmatodea, Bacillidae. The transcript is spliced from 2 exons. Bases 287 to 2152 code for a protein of 621 amino acids. Gene Ontology annotation, molecular function: DNA binding. The record is from RefSeq and is a predicted model, not a curated record. Gene Ontology annotation, cellular component: nucleus.